CUUCGUUUUGCCGACACUUCAGUUUCGAUCGAAAAUUUACGCCAAGAAAGACUUAAAAGUAGACAAAACUUUCUGAAACAACUCAAUUGGGAUAACUAUGAGAGGAUUAGGGUUGUCGGCAAAGGACUUCGUUUUGCCGACACUUCAGUUUCGAUCGAAAAUUUACGCCAAGAAAGACUUAAAAGUAGACAAAACUUUCUGAAACAACUCAAUUGGGAUAACUAUGAGAGGAUUAGGGUUGUCGGCAAAGGGGCGUUUGGAACGGCUGUCUUAUAUCGUAAAAAACCGGACGGUUUGCUAGUAGUGCUCAAAGAAAUCAAUAUGAAUGACUUGACUGCAGCUGAGAGACAAUUAGCGAUAAAUGAAGUGAAAGUGUUGUCCAUUUUGGACAAUCAGAAUAUUGUCAGCUAUUAUGACAGUUUCGAAAGUAACGGCAAUUUGUAUAUCGAGAUGGAGUACGCGGACGCCGGCACUCUCGCAGAGUUUUUGUCCCAAUUGUCUGCACCUCUUCAAGAGUACGAAAUACUUCUGAUAUUCAGACAAAUCGUAUGUGCCAUCAGUUAUUUGCAUGAAAACAAUAUUCUGCACCGAGAUAUCAAAACGGAUAAUAUUUUCCUUAAUAAAGAGGGGUAUAUAAAAGUGGGUGACUUUGGGAUCUCCAAAAUGCUUACCACUAAAAGAGAGGCAGAGUCUGUGGUCGGAACGCCUUAUUAUAUUAGUCCCGAAAUUUGCGAAGGCAAGAAUUACAAUCAAAAAGUUGAUAUCUGGGCCUUAGGUUGUGUUCUCUAUGAAAUGGCAUGUCUUCACAAGACAUUCGAGGGUUCUAACCUCCCGGUGCUUAUUAAUAAAAUAGUCAAGGGUCAGUUCGCACCCGUCAAACGCAACUAUUCCACUGAAUUCCGUACUCUUAUCAAUGAGUUAUUGCAUAGAAAUGCCGAUUUGCGGCCAACAGCUCAAGAAGUAAUGGACAGUUUGGUUCGUCUACUAAAUAAGCAACAACUCGAUAGAAUCCAACUCUGGUCUCAAUACCAAGAAAUGCCGACUUCUAUCAUGACUUCCGGUAUUCUAAUCCAAAACAGUAGUUCACUGAGAUAUCCACGUUCAGCCGUGUAUGAGGUCCAGAUUAGUGAACCACAUAUCAAAUUGUCUCCGAUCAAAUUACCACAAAAAAUUAGAAUAAAAGAGUUAAGUAAGAGUUCGACCCAUUAUUUAGCGCUUUCCUACAAUUCUGUAGUAUAUUCGUGGGGUAUCGGCAAUAAAGGGCAGUUAGGUUUAGGUGAGUCGGUAGUGAGCACUCGGGAACCGACACGUAUUGAAUCGAUUAGCAAUAGGACUAUUGUCCGCAUUUGUGCGUCCGAUGGCUUCAGUUUGUUUGUCAGUAAGAAUGGACUCGUAAUGACGUGCGGAGACCAUCAAAGUGGAUGUUUGGGUCGAAUCGACGCCUUUCCCUCUUUUACUCCCAAAUUAGUAGACUCUUUGCUCAGUGCAGACGUUUCGUGUGUGAGUUGCGGUCCAAAUCACGUAUCGGUGGUGACGGGCGAUGGGAAGGCCUAUUCGUGGGGAUCUAAUAUUGAUGGCAGGCUGGGGAUCGACUCGCGCGUCACGAACGUCGAUAUCCCUACAAGUGUUGCCUUUCCUGAAGGCGUUGUCAUUAAAAAUGUAUUUUGUGGACACGACUCGACAGCUUUUAUUGAUGAGUUAGGAUUCGUAUGGAUUUGUGGCAACAAUUGCUUUAACAAACUGGGACUCAAUGAGAAGAUACAGUUCCGGACAAUCAAAGUGAAUAACAAAUGGAUUGCAACCAAAUUAAAGUGGAUUAAACAGAGAGUCCAUUCCGUGUCUCUCGGUGUCCAUCACUCGGCUUUUGUGGUCGAAGGAGAAAGAGUUAUCACGUGUGGAGUCAAUAGCGACGGCCAGUUAGGUUUGGGUCACGUCCGGCCUAAACAUAAGCCACAUUUCGUGAGACAACUGUCUGAACAGUCAAUAAUUAGAGUACAGACGGGAUCAGCCUUUACAGUGGCCUCCAAUUGCGAAAAUGUGAUCUAUUUCUGGGGCGCCAGACCUCUCAAUUCCAAUGCAACUAAUGUGAAACAAAGCUCAAAUGACGUCCGGCCUAAACAUAAGCCACAUUUCGUGAGACAACUGUCUGAACAGUCAAUAAUUAGAGUGCAGACGGGAUCAGCCUUUACAGUGGCCUCCAAUUGCGAAAAUGUGAUCUACUUCUGGGGCGCCAGACCUCUCAAUUCCAAUGCAACUAAUGGAGAAUGCAAUCAAUCACUUAUGAAUGUUGUGGAGAGUGUGGGUCCCGACCACCCUAUUGUUCAAAUACGUGACCCACAGAUCAUAAUCGAUAACUUGUCUGACCUCUCGCUCCUGAGUUCAACUAAUAAAGCAAUUAUUCUCAAACCACAACCCAUUGUAUCUCUAUAUGCAUCACCAGUACAUUUACACCAGGGAGAUGUUGUAGGCCUGGCCAACCUCUAUGUUUUUGCAGUUGCCGAAGAAGAGAACUCAAUGAUUAGAGCCUCUAAUGCCAGCAAUUAUAAUACGGAUACAAAUUUGAGCCAAAAUAUUCCCGAAUGGAUUAGAAUAGAGAUGGAGGCGAAUACAAGUGCCAUCGGUUUGCACUCAACAGUAGAUUCAAUGCCAAUAGUGUCGGAGGAACUGAGAGAUGAAUUGCAACAAAAGGAUAAUACAAUUUCCACUCUUCAGAGCCUAAACACAGAAUUAGACGAACAGAACACACGAUUUGCGCGAAGGGAACAAGAAUUGAACAAAAAGUUUUCGCUCUGCAAACAGUGCGCUAUUAUG
This is a messenger RNA of Oppiella nova, 2811 nucleotides long. The record is from the annotation of a GenBank genome assembly. NCBI's taxonomy places the organism in Eukaryota, Metazoa, Arthropoda, Arachnida, Sarcoptiformes, Oppiidae.